Molecule: messenger RNA, 4941 nt
Organism: Carassius gibelio (silver crucian carp)
Lineage: Eukaryota; Metazoa; Chordata; Actinopteri; Cypriniformes; Cyprinidae
Product: FHF complex subunit HOOK interacting protein 1A-like
Exons: 13
Coding region: 1324-4323 (999 amino acids)
Source: RefSeq, a predicted model, not a curated record
ACGAACGUCAACAGGAAGUCCCUGUGUCCAUGUGAAAGAGAAGUGGGAGGAGCCAAAGCGAACAAUCGCUCCAACAUAAGGAUGACGAAGAUGAUGAGUUUGUGUGGAUCUGCAGUGUUUGUGUUUCACAUUCCUGAAAUCUUAAAAUCUUUUUUUAAAGUCAUAAUAACAAAUUCUAGUCUUAAUCUAAAUGCUAUUUAUCUUCCAAGUGUUAGAAUGUUAGAAUAAGGCGCUAAAAACUCAGAACACUCAACAAUGUAGGGAUGAAAACACUGGAUGUAAAUUAAAAAUAUGUUCAUUUUCAUUCAUAUUCAGAUUUUAUUUUUAUAACCAGGCCCAGUUAACGUCCAAAGAAUGCUGCAGAGAUGUUUUUAUGACGUUCAAAAGAGAACCUUCAUAGAACGUUGUGUUACAUUUAUAACCAGAUGGUUAGCGUUUUUUUUUUCUUUUUUUUUUUCUUUAUUUUAUUUUUUAUUUUUUUGUGUCAACCAAAAUAUUUUAUCUUAGACCAUAUAAACAUUCCCAAAGCGGAUGUUUUUAAUGACUUUGAAAGGGAAACUGCACAGAAUUUUGUUUUACAAUGAGCCCUAAAUAAUGAACGUUCCCAGAACACAGGGAUUAUUCUUAUUUAUUUAUUUUUUCAUUUAUUUUUACAGCCACGCGGUGGCGCUGUUGCUCGCCUUUCUGUUUCGCGAAGCAUUUUAUGCAAAUCAUUUGUAUCCUAGGUCUGUGUAUAUUAAUGCGAAUAUCAAUAACGAGCGAAUAACAUGAAUAUAACCGACUGUUUAUGAGACAUUUGUUGUUUCAAUGAGCCAUGGACAGAAAAGAGCAGAGAUCUGCGCAUGUCUGAAUCUCCAAGCCAACUCUUGCCCUUAAAAAUCCGUUUUAUUCGAAGAUAAAAGUGUUAUAACGUCUAUAAAUCACGAGCACACAACAACUGACAGCUGUCAUUAAAGGCUUUAACAGGACAGGCUUUACACACACACACACACACACACACACACACACACACACGGGCUGUAAUCACUCUAAUCUCUGAGUGUUGUGCUCUGUUCUGCUCUCUCAGUAUUUCUCGACACAUGAAGGCCUGGGUUUCAUGUCACACUACUUUCUCACUAUUAUUCAGGUUUUGUAAGUCAGAAACUUUAUGGAUUCUGGAUCCUUCAGAGGAUUACAGGACCUGAUGGAAACACAGCAGAGACAAACCCCGUGCUUGUCCAGCUGCCAUGGCUGCACUGAGGUCCUGUGCUGAGAUGCCCCGAGACAGAGAGUGACGCCCAUCAGAGCUGCAUGAUGGUCUAGCUCCGCCCACUCUCUGUCGGGAUGCUGGCCUCGGUGGUCUCCGGUAAUAACGGAGGGCGAGCGCUGACCCUGAAGGGCGUUGACCCAGAAACAUGUAUGAUCGUCUUCAAAAACCACUGGACACAGGUUCUGAGGAUCCUGGAGAAGCAUGAUCCAGUUCGCGCCAGUGGCGUUGCUCUCCGGUUCGGUCCGAUCCCUGGCGACGAGGCGAGUGCCGUGCAGAACUACGUGGAGCACAUGCUCUUCCUGCUGAUGGAGGAAGAGAGCGGUCAGGGUGGGGCCAUGGGGACCAUCCUGGAGUUCGUGGUGGUGGAGAACGUGAUGGAAAAGCUAUUUCUGUGGAGUCUGCGGCGCGAGUUCACCGACGACAUGAAGCUGGAGCAGCUGCGCAUGUACAAGAUGCUGGUGGCUCAAGCCAAACAACCGCUGCUACACCACAAACCCAUCCUCAAACCUUUGAUGAUGCUGCUGUCUGCUUGCUCCAACUCCUCCACCAUGGGGCCCUCAUCCUCAUGCACCGAGGGGCCCAAAAGCAGCAGCUCUGCCGCAGGGCUCACCUGCGCCAUGGGACCCAACAGCUCUGCGGUGGAGGUGGAGCUGGUGUCUCUGCUGCAUCAGCUGUGCCAUGCACUGGUCAAGGAAGCCUCCGUUCUGGAGCUGUUCUUCCACAGCAGUGAGGAUCAGGGAGCCGCCAACUUCCUACUCUUCUCUCUGCUCAUCCCGUUCAUCCACCGUGACGGAACGGUGGGAGCCCAGGCCAGAGACGCCCUCACCCUCAUCAUGAGCCUCUCUUCUCAGAACGCCCUUGUGGCCAAACACAUCGUGGAGAACACAUACUUCUGCCCGGUGUUGGCCACGGGUCUCAGCGGUCUGUAUUCGGGUCUGCCGGCUAAACUGGAGGUUUACAGCGAGGGCUGGUUCUGUCUGGAGAGACACGACUGGCUGCAGCUUCCAGCGCUGUUACAGUUCCUCAACUCACUGCACUUCUGCAGCACUGUGUGCAAGGUGGCUCACUGCUCUAUCAGAGACCAGCUCCUGGGCUACAUCUACAAUGGUUUUCUCGUUCCUGUCAUGGCUCCUGCGCUUCAUAAGCUGACUCUGGAGGAAGUGAUGACGACGACGGCGUAUCUGGAGCUCUUCCUGCGCAGCAUCUCUGACUCCGCCCUCCUCCAGACCUUCCUCAUCUUCAUCCUCAGAUAUCGCCAUGACAACGUCAGCAUCCUGGACACGCUGGUCAGCAGGAUCAACACGCCGUUUCAGCUCGGUACCGUCUCUCUGGCUCUGUUCCGGACUCUGAUUGGUCUGUAUUGUGAAGAUGUCAUGCUGCAGUUAAUUCUCAGGUAUCUGCUCCCGUGUUCUCACCUGACGCACGCUGAGAGACUGCGGCUGCGAGAGAGAGACUGUUACUCCAUCACUGCAUCUGCGCUGCUGUCGCUCACACCCUCCUUCUUCAUUCCCAAACCCUGCUCUUCUCCACCGCAGACACCCAAACCCGACUACAUCCUCUGGUCAAAGGUCACAGAGGGACUGCUGAGGGGCAACAUGGGAAUGGAGGAUCUGUUCUCAGGUGGAGAUACCGUCGGAUGCUCCCGAAUAAAUGCUUCCGAGCCGCUUAUGCACAAGAACUAUCUUCAGUAUCUGUAUGAUGCGCGCAGAUCCGUCUGUACGACGGUCCAAGCGUGCGACGUGUGGUCGGCUCCGUACGAUGGUCUCAAUCCGUCCCCGGACGAGUAUCAGGACGAAGAUGAGGACGAGCGUCUUCCUCACUCUACUCCACCUCCUCAAACGCCGACUCCUCAUCCGCCUUCGGAAACCAGCUCCACCGGCGACCGCGAGCGAGUCGGGACGCUACUCGAGCUGGAAUGGGACGAUACGUACGACGCCGCGCCUGACAGGGAACCGACGCCCGACGUCCCGGACGAGCCCCCGAAACACAUUCAGGAAAUGCGUAAAAAUGCCAUAAUGCUGAUUAAAGGAUCUUAUAUAGAGGAGUCGGAAUUUCAGGACGACGUGUUGGUUUAUAAUCUGAUCGCGCAAAAAGAUGCUUGCGACGACCGGCGGAUGUUCGUCAAAAACGGCUUGAAUAAAGCAACCCACAAUCACUACAUAAACAACAAUCUGAUGCACACUAAUCGCACACCAAACCAAAACCACGCGGAACAUCCAGAAUCCGAUCCGAUUGUGAACGGACGUGGUUUUGAGGAGCAGACACUGGAAUUAGAGGGCGAUGUUGCGCACCUGGACCACAACUGCAAUGAGAGCAAAACGUCCGAAGCCGCGGGAGACGACUUCAUCUCUCAGUGUCUGGAGCUGAUUCGGGAUCUGGGCGGAGAGGAAGACUCUGUCGUGGAGGAUGAAGAGCAGCUCCAGCGGCUGCAGGAUCUCCUGCAUGGGGACGAGGAAGAGGAGCUGGACUUCAACUGCUUCUGUGAGGAGUGUGAGGGUGAAGACGAUGCAGAUGAAGACCCGAAUAAAGCCGAGAGCAGGAAACAUGGGAUCUCGUUUACAGGGCCGUUCAUCAGCGUCCUGCUGUCCCGUCUGGAGAACAUGCUGGAGAACUCCAUUGAAGUCAACCUGCUGCUUACGGGGAUUUUAGCGCAGCUGGCCACAUAUCCACAACCUCUGCUGCGAGGAUUCAUCCUGAACACCAGACCUGCGUCUCAGACCGGCACACGCUCACUCUAUCAGGUUCUGCUGUCGGUGGCUUGUCAGAUUGAACAAUAUGCAGCGUCCAAUCCAGAUUUCCCUGAGCUGGUCUGUGAAGCCGCUCAGUUCCUGCUGCUCAAAGAUCAGGCUUUAAAAGAGCAAGAGAGAGAAGUCCACCUGCAAGAAAACGCCGGCUGGUUCCUGAAUGGCCACGUCUCGGGUCGUCCACACACACCUCUUCCUCCCUGUCCCAAAAUCCCGCCGCACCUGCGGAACAGAGUGUUCACUACGUUUCUGUUCGCUGAGUUCCUGAAGGAGUUGGCGGCCAUCGCACAAGAGCACUCCAUAUUACCUGAGCGAACUGCGGAGGAGUAACACACCUCACACUCACGAAACGUGAGUUUCCCGUUCAGAUCACAGCUAUAAUCAAAUGCAGACAUCUCUGGACAUUUUCUCAUUAAUUUCUUAUGGACGGUCAGUGAUUUCAAGCAGCCAAUGUGUGUGAACUUUUGUGUUGGGUCAGAUUGACCCACGCUUACAUUUUUAAAGUGCUCGAAAUGGUGGUUAAAACUGUUUAUUUCUUUUUGAAAUUUGGUGAAUAUUUUUCAUUUAAGGGUUAUAAAUGUGCAAGCAAGGUUUCAACACACAGAUGUGUUUUAGAAAAGCUGUACAAAAAUCUUUACAGCUUUUGUGUUGGGUCAAAACUGACCCACACUCUAUUUUACAAACUGUAAAAAAAAAUACCAAAAUACCAGUUAAACUACUUAUUUCUUCUUGAAAUUUGGUGGAUAUUUUUCAUUUAGCAUCAUGCACAUGCAUGCAAAGUUUAGGUACACAGAUGUGUUUUGGAAAGGCUGUGCAUAAAAAUUGUUACUACUUUGUGUUGGGUCAAACUGACCCAAGCUCAAAUUUUCAAACUGCUUGAAAUACUGGUUAAAAUACUUAUUUCUUUUUGACAUUUGGUGGAUAUUUUUCAGUUAGCACCAUGUAUGU